GAUUAUUUUGAAUCGCGUUAAGUAUCAUUCGGUACAGUAAUGGGAAAAAUUAUAUUCGACUUUAAUACGUUAAAUAUAAACAAGAAAUUUAAAUGAGAAAAAAAGAAAAAUGUAAUUGCGUCGAUCAAUUCUAACCUCAUACAAGUAGUAGAUACGACGAUUAUCACUGGAGACUCGUUGCAAUACUGAACGAUAUUUGGUCAUCUUUUAAUCGUAGAAAAUUGUCCAGUACUUCGAAAAUACAAUUAAAUGAUCGAUGAGUAACGUCAUAGAAGUAGAAUUUGUUAGAUUCUUUAAAAACUUUGGAAGUAGAAUAUUCGACAUGUACGUUUUAUUUUGAAAUUACAUGAACAUUUAUGAAUGCAACUUCUCGCUUCUUCGAACACUUUGUUUACACUUUCAUGUACAGCAAUUAAGGAAAUGUUAAACUUUUGAGAAAUAAGUGUUGCUUGAAUUUUUUAGAGCAACUUACUUCUCCUUUCGUUUCUCUUGCUUUGACAGACGUGUUUUAAUUUUCUCGCUUCUCGUGGAAAAUACUCCAAAAGAGUUCGAUUUCCAGUCGCUCGAUGAUUAUCAUCGGUAGCGUACCCAUGAAUCUGAUUAAUUUUUCCAUUAAGAAUUUCUUUUCCUUGAAUACCUACAGUAUCAUAUCCACCACUGUUACAACACCGCUGCCACUGCCACCACUCUACACACAAACUAUUUUACCGUUGAAACUCAUCCGUCAUCGUGGCAAUUUAUGCUUUUCUAUUUUUCAUAGGAUGCAUUUCACUUUAUUUUAACCUUCUACGAAAAAACUCGCAGAUCUUGGUUGUUCGUCACGUAAAAAUAUUAUAUCAAUCUCAACUCGUACACACUAUAGAAAAGGUUCGUCUGUAAACAAUAACAGCUGUUCUUGUUGCACGCGCCAUUUUAUAAUCUGCCGAUUUCUUAUUUGUGUAUAUGUCGUGCGCUUGUUUGCAUAUGUUAGUUUGGCAUUCUUCCAUGCGUCGUCUCGUGUUUUGUCAGGCUGUAAUCUAAAUUUUUUUUUUGUAUACAUAUGUAUAUGUGUACACAAAAAAUAUUUACAUCAUGUAUAUAUUACAUUACCUAGUUAUUUACAACUAGAUGUAUAAAAUGUACGAUACGAUACAACACUGAUCGCUUGCCGUCUAUUAUUUACCUCUGUUUUCAUUCCCCCCGAUUUUAUUUCAGUGAUAAUCAAAUGUACAGGUAUUAUUAUAUACAGAGCUAUUAAAUACCACUUUAUUUAGUUUCGUUUUUCAGAUAGCAAUAUUUCAGCGAAUAACAAUUGAGAAACAGUUUUAAACAUCUUUCUGAUACAUCACCAAAAUUUAUUUUAUUACUGUGAUAUAAAUGUUAUUUUAAUCAAAACUUGAAUGUAAAUGUGAACAAUUUCCACGAUGUAAUAUGAUUUUAUCUACGAAACCUCGAAUUAUAAUUUCGAAUGAACGAAAAUUACAUGUUUCCCGGAAACCGAAAUUUAUCACAUUAUCGUUCCUCAGUCUGACAGUAAUUAUUUUCAUUAAAAUAUUCUGGCCUACAACAAACAACUAUCUUUAUCGAAUUAUCUUAUUUCUGGGAGAGAUCAUUUUUUGUUUAGACACAGUUGGAGAAUGUCAAGACUUAUUAUUAGACAGGGAUAAGGAUAUUGCUGUUAUUAAAAAAUACACUUGGCUGGACAAGUUAUGUUUGAAAACAGGGUGUAACUUUUGUACUGUAUUUAAACUAAGCAACAUCAGAUAUGUUGGAAUUUCAAUAGAGAUGGGUCUUUUCAUCCUGUGCAAAGAUGGGAAAACAAUUUCUGUGAAUAUGCAAGGUUUUACAAGGAAAGAACUGCAAGAACUUCGAAAAGAAAUAAAUUUCUUUUUGAGUGAAAAAUGAUAAUCAUGUUUUAUAAGUCUUUGAACAAUAUAAAGAAAAUCAGUUAUUAAUUUCACAAUUUUAACGGUAUAUGAAAGAAGGUAUGGACUUCCUUUACCUACAUUGUCAUAUACAAACUAUGAUUGAUUUUAUACAACAUAGGAUCUAAUAUUUUUUUAAUUAUUGAAUCAACAUAUAUUUAUGUAUGUAAGUACACAUGCUUAGGAAUUACUAUUGUAUUUUAUAAAUAUGUACAAUUAAACUUCAGUUUAGUAUAAUUGAGCGUUUAUCUAACUCUAAAUAAGUUACUUUUUACCAAGUAUCUCUGCACAUGCAGAAUUUAUAUCUGGAUAUUUGUACUCAAAUCCUAAUUUCUUAACGCGUUUUGGCAUAACUUUUUGUCCCUCCAGCAUAAUCUGAAAAGAAGUAUAGUAUAAUUGUCAAAAGCAAUAUUAUAAUAAUUUAAUGAAUGUCAUUAACUACUUUGUUACUAACUUUCGCACGUUCUUGGUUUAACAGGAUGUUCAGAACAGGGCGCGGAAUAGGAAGAAAUGCGGGUCUCCACAUUGUCGAUGCAAAUGUUUUUGUAAAUUCUUUGUUUGUUAUAAUCUGUUAAGAAUUUUUUUUAAAGUGAGUUGGCUUGUAAAAGUUUAACUCUGGUUGGUUUUAAAAUAAUUACCUGUGGAGCAACUCCAUUCAAUAUACCAUGCACAUUUUCUUCUCUAAGUGAAAAUAGAAACAUAUUGACUAAAUCUGUUAUGUGUAUCCAUGGCAUAUAUUGAUUUCCAUUAGCAAUUGGACCACCCAAACCCAUAAAAAAUGGCAAAUAUAUCUGUUUAAUCAUACCACCAUCUUUUCCUAAUACAACACCAGAUCUAAUUGUAAUCUGUCUAAUGUUGCUAUUUGGUGGUAUUUGUGCAGCUGUCUCCCAUUUGUGACAAAGUUCUGGCACAUA
Messenger RNA from Nomia melanderi (Alkali bee), 2818 nucleotides. The record is from RefSeq and is a predicted model, not a curated record. NCBI's taxonomy places the organism in Eukaryota, Metazoa, Arthropoda, Insecta, Hymenoptera, Halictidae.